Messenger RNA from Megalops cyprinoides (Indo-Pacific tarpon), 4953 nucleotides. Its product is annotated as protocadherin gamma-C5-like. Gene Ontology annotation, biological process: homophilic cell-cell adhesion. Gene Ontology annotation, molecular function: calcium ion binding. Lineage: Eukaryota; Metazoa; Chordata; Actinopteri; Elopiformes; Megalopidae. The coding region runs from base 183 to 3131 and encodes 982 amino acids. The transcript has 5 exons. The record is from RefSeq and is a predicted model, not a curated record. Gene Ontology annotation, cellular component: plasma membrane.
GCUGCGUUUUCCUUUUCUUUUUACUUAAACGUAUUUGGGCCGUAUGGAUUGUUUAGAUUUUCACGUCUUUUCAUGUCAACGGCGUUUCUUCUGCUCAGUCGGAUAGAGUACCUUAAAUCGAACUAUGGGUUUAUUAUUGUGACGAUUAAAAGUUUCUUUAAUGCUUCUGUGGACUUUCUACAAUGGAAUUCGGGAGGAAACGGGCCCCAAAGUUGCUCGCGCUGUGGUUGCAUUUUUCCUUGAUGUGUGGGAUUAUCAGCUCUUUGGAGCUUAAGUAUUCCAUAUCAGAGGAGUUAAAAGUUGGGACCGUUGUUGGAAACAUUGCUAAAGACUUGUCGCUGGACGUUCGGACGAUUUUGGAGCGAAAGUUGCGGGUCGUUUCGGAUUCUAAUGUUCAGUACUUUGCUGUGAACUCCGCGAAUGGAGCCUUGAUUAUUAGACAAACCAUUGACAGGGAACGCAUGUGCGGAUUGAGUUUAACAUGUUCUAUACGCCUUCAGAUCGUGCUAGAGAACCCUUUGGAAAUGCACCUUAUUGUUAUAGAUAUCGUGGAUGUGAAUGACAACGCACCCCAGUUUUCUAAUAAAAAUAUGUCGCUUGAAAUUUCGGAGGCUGCCGCUCCGGGGACCAGAUUUCGGCUGGAGAGUGCACAGGACCCAGAUGUGGGUGUCAACUCGCUGCGAACUUACAUGCUGAGUCCUAAUGACUGUUUUAUUUUGAAUGUGGAAACUAAGAGCGACGGCACUAAGUUCCCCGAGUUGGUGUUGGAGAGAGCUCUCGACAGAGAAAAGCAGGCUGCGUUCCACCUUUUGCUCACCGCGGUGGAUGGAGGGCAGCCGGAGAAGUCUGGGACUACUCUGGUACUUAUUACAGUCCUGGAUGUAAAUGACAACGCACCGGUGUUUGACCUGUCGGUGAAAAAGGUCAGUCUUUUAGAAAACUCUCCCCGUGGUACUUUAGUGACAAAGCUUAAUGCCACUGAUCUAGACUAUGGUCUGAAUGGGGAGGUCUUGUUCUUCUUCGAUAAAUACACCCCGGAACAAGUGCUUAAGAUUUUCAGCGUGGAUUCUGAGACCGGGGAAAUCCGAGUUAACGGUGAGGUGGAUUAUGAAAUGGCGGACAGUUAUGAAAUUACCUUACAGGCUAGGGACAAAGGGGCUCCCGCCAUGGAGGGGUCCUGUAAUAUUAAAGUAGAAAUUAUUGAUGUGAAUGAUAAUAUUCCACAGAUGACUAUAAGCUCUCUAACAAAUCCUAUUAAAGAGGACAUGCAGUCAGGCACUGUCAUUGCACUAAUCGACGUGAGAGAUCCAGACUCUGGGAAGAACGGCGAGGUGAAGCUAAAGAUCCCCCUAGGGUUGCCCUUUCAGCUGAAUUCCCCUUUUGGGGGACACUUUACCUUGGUAACGCAUGGCCCUUUGGACAGGGAGACAGUUGCCGAGUACACAAUCCUGAUUACAGCCACAGACUUGGGGUCCCCUCCCCUCACGUCCCAAAAGAGCAUCUCUGUCUCCCUCUCUGACGUUAAUGACAACGCUCCCAGCUUUUCCCAGCCGUCCUACUCUGUGGACAUACCGGAGAACAACGCCCCCGGAACGCCCAUCGUGACCGUGUCUGCGUCUGACCCGGACGUGGGCCAGAACGCACGCCUCUCUUACUCCAUCCUGGAGAGCUCGGUGGAGGGCACGUCUGUGUCCUCGUAUGUCUACAUAAACUCAGAUAACGGGGACAUCUACAGCAUGCGCUCCCUGGACUACGAGCACACGAACGCCUUCCGCGUACAGGUGCAGGUGAGGGACGCCGGAUCGCCACCGCGGAGCUCCGAUGUGACGGUUCACGUGUUCGUGACCGACGAGAAUGACAACGCUCCAGCCCUGGUGUACCCCGCCCUGCCCGAAGACGGGGUGCUCCAGCUGAGCGUUCCCCACUCCGCCGCCCCGGGACAGCUCGUCCAGAGGAUCGUGUGCGUGGACCCGGACAGCGGGCACAACGCCUGGCUGUUUUACAGCAUCGCUCCCCAGCGGGAGGCGCAGCUGUUCCGCAUCGGCCCCCACACGGGCGAGCUAAGGACGGCGCGCAAGUUUGCGGAGGGGGAGGCGGGGGCGGUGCACAGCCUGGUGGUGGUGGUGCAGGAUAACGGCACGCCCCCCCGCUCCACCAGCAUCACCGUCAACGUUACCGUGGAGGAGAGGGACCCGGACGGCACCUCCGACCGCAGGAAGACGCUGGCCAGGGGCGGCGGCCUAUCCGACAUCACUCUGUACCUCAUCAUCGCCCUGGCCUGCGUGUCGGGUGUCUCGUUCCUGACCUUUGCCGUCCUGCUGGUCAGGUGUCUGAGACGCAGGGACCCCCUGGGCGGCUGUGGGGGCUUGUGCUGCUACAGCAGGCACGCCUUACGCGGCCGACACACCCAGCACACGCAGAAGAACCUCCACCUGCAGCUCAACACCGACGGCCCCGUCAAGUACAUGGAGGUGGUUGGGGGGACGCUGGAGCCCCGACAGCACAGCUACAGGCCCUGCUACUCCACCCUCUCGAGCAGGAGUGACUUUGUGUUCGUCAAGACCCUCAACCCCCCCACCCUCAUGGGCAACAGCAAUACACUGAGCAUGACCCUGUUCAGGAAAAACUUAAGCACUACAGCCAGCGAGCAAAAACCCCCCAAUGCCGACUGGCGCUUCCCCCAGAACCAGAGACCUGGAACCAGUGGCCAGAGCAGGUACCAGAGCACACAGGAGAGAUGGACCCCGUAUGGGAAAAGCAGAGCUGGGCCCCGCCCUGAGGAGGCAGGUGCAGGAGCUGGCGCUGGGACAGGACCAUGGCCCAACCCCCCCUCUGAGGCAGAGCAGCUGCAGGCCCUGAUGGCAGCAGCUAAUGAGGUGAGUGAGGCUACAGCGACGCUGGGCCCCGGCACCAUGGGACUGAGCACCCGCUACAGCCCCCAGUUCACCCUGCAGCACGUGCCCGACUACCGCCAGAACGUCUACAUCCCAGGCAGCACCGCCACGCUGACGGCCGGUCAGCAGCAGCCUCCUCAGCCCGCCCUCCCCCAGCCGCCCCCGCAGGCCGAGGCUCCCAAGGCUGCCCAGACCCCCGCCAGCAAGAAGAAGUCCGCCAAGAAGGACAAGAAGUAAGCGCUUUCCGUGCCCCCAUCGACGUGGGACCCAAGGCCUCUGACAGCCAGGCCAGCUUUUGUUUUUUUCUGCCUGUGUUAAUCUGAGCACUGAGUGGUGGUGUAGUGAGCAUAUUCAGUAUUGCAGAUCCGUCUCUUUUUUUACUUCCUUUCACUGUUAUCAGCCUUCCAGUGUACGUAUAUUUGACUGUAUGAAUAUAAUUCAGACUUCUUUGUUAGAAGUAUUGUUCUUUAACUUUUCGGGGGAUGGUGGGUGGGGGAAUGUUCAUCUUUUAAUCCGGAUGGAUUUGAUAGACACGAAGACUCUGGGCCUUGUCUUGUAAAAUAGUAUUACAUGAAUAGUCAUCAUUUUACUUAAAUAUUUUUGUCAUGUCAAAGAUUUUUGUCAUUUCUUUCAAAUAAAACUAGAUGUGUAGUGAUUCUAUUUUUUGAGUAGGGGAAGAUCAGAUUAGGUCCUCUCUACUGUAGCUUUUAGAAACAAAGUAGACAGGUAAUUUUGCAUGAUCUGGCCUUCACCAAGUAUUUAAAACUACAGAAGUUGAACUAUGCAUUAAAUGAUGAAGUAAUAGUUUUUGAUUUGCAAGCAGUCUUAAGGUUCUUUUAACAAUACAAAAUGCAUUUGCUACAUGAUAUUAAGAAAAAAAUUGCAGAUAAAACUUCUUUUAGUUGGAUAGAUAGGAAAACAAAUGAAAUUGUAAGUAACAGACUUAGAGUAAUUUUAACAGCACUCUGGGAAUUAUUCUACAGAUGGGUUGACAUUUAUAUUGUGUUUAUAAAAUAUUCUGAGUCUUAGAGACAGCAGUCUAUACUGACUUUUUUGUCUGAACUAAGUGUGUCUGUACUGUGUCAAAAAGUGACAGCACAGUGCUGAGUCUUGACUCAGAUUUUCUGAGUCUCGAUCUGGACAAAAUCUCUAUCUAAUGAGUCUCUAUUCAGUCUCUGAGUCUUGGUCAAUGCUGAAUCUCUAUAUAAUGAUUCUCAGUCUCUGUCUGUACUGAGCUUUGAGCCCACCCCCAAAAGCAGAGGCUUAGGUCCUCUCACCCAAUAGGGUAGCUGGGUCAUUGUGUGUCUAUGAUCUGUCACAUCCAAAUACUCAUUAGUCAAACCACGUGUCUGAGAGCAGUCUGACAGAGCACUGAGACCAUAAAGGGAUGAAAUGGUGACUGACACCACAGUUCUGAGGUCAGGUUAUGAGAGCACCGUGCUGUUAUCUGCCAGCUGUGGUGUGCAGUGGAGAAUGUUUCUUUGAACCCCAAUAUUCAAACCCACUCCCCAUUUCUGCUCUGGCCAUAUGUUAAUACAGUGCCCUUUCAGCACCUACUGUCUGUAGUGACCACAUCCAAACUGCAGCCCACCUGUGUGGGCACUACUAGAAUGUUUUACAUGUUUUUCAAAAAAAAAAAAGAAAGAAAACUUCAAAAACAGACCUUGUUGUGCUGAAGUACCUCUAGCACUGAGCUGGCUGACUGAAACAUGUUGUAAAUAAAAUAACUCAGUUUUAAAAUGAUACAACCGUGUAGUUAGAAGGCUGUGAAUCAUUGUGCAUAUUUGAGUUUUUCUCUGCACCCAGAACCUACAGCACUAAAACACGAACCGUGUUUCUCUCCCUGCGUACCUUUUAUGUGUUUGUGGCUAUAUUGUGCUUCUGUGCUGGUGGAAUGCCUUUCCUGUCCUCUAUAAAUAUUUACAUGUGUCUGCUGUAAUAUCCUUAUUAAGAAAGCUUAGAACUGCGCUCCUCUCUGUUAAUCUCUUAUUUUAUAUGCUAAUAUUUAUAUUUGUUUGUUUUUUUUUUCUUCUUUUUAAUCACUGACAUUUCAAAUAAA